UUUAAGGAUAUGCCUUAGCUUGCAAAUGCAACAUCUCCAAUUUACGGAUUGUGAAAUAAAGGAAAUUAAACAUUUAUUGUUUAAUUGGCAGCUGGAUGAGUUCAUCACCAUGAUCCACAGUACAGAAAUAAUGAAAAAUUCAUCAAUAAUUCACAGCAGCAUGAAGCAGAUGACAAAGAUAGUGAAGCACUUCAACACGCCAGUUCAUAAUUUCCUUGUUGUCUCCAAGUCAUUACCGGUUUCCAGAAUAUUCCAGAAGCAUUUCAAAUUCCCGAUCAGGAAGAAGCUGCAGCAGCAGCAGAUUAAUCCAGCAUUCUGUGCGGUUAUGAAAUCCAAGGCUGCUCUUAGGAUCUUGAAGAAGUACGAGAAAGUGUCGAAUUAUAAUGGUUUAGUAAACAGGAUGUUUGAAUGUAAUACAGAUAUGCAGGUGAUGAUGAAGUCAUCGGCCUGCGCUCUAGAGUUGAUGGCUCUCCAGAUUAACUCUAAGCAUGAAACCAAGCUGUUUGAUCAGUGGCUGUUUCUGGCAGACGACGGGCCGCCUUCUCUCUCACUCACACUUCAAGACUCCACCGUGCUUAAUGUUGAUCUCACUUGCUCCAUCUGCCUAAAGGAAACAGUGUUCGAUCCAGUUUCCCUUUCAUGUAAUCACAUAUACUGCUACAUGUGUGCUUGCUCUGCUGCCUCUGUCACCAGUAUCGAUGGACUUCGCUCUGCCAACUCAAACACAAAAUGCCCUUUGUGCCGAAAAGAAAGCGUAUUUGGAAGCGCAGUGCGAAUGAAGGAGCUGAGUAUAUUUCUUAGUAAACAUCUGCCGGAGUAUUGGAAAGAACGACGGCACAAGGAAAGGAAAGCUAGGAUACAAGAAGCCAAGGAAUACUGGGAAUCUAAGCAUCGUGCUUUUGUUGGGAUAAACUAAGCAUAUCAGAGCUAUAACUAAUAAGCCAGGCCACAUAUAACUAUCAAAGCAGUUGUGUUAAA
Molecule: messenger RNA, 978 nt
Organism: Ipomoea triloba (trilobed morning glory)
Lineage: Eukaryota; Viridiplantae; Streptophyta; Magnoliopsida; Solanales; Convolvulaceae
Product: E3 ubiquitin-protein ligase BAH1-like
Exons: 5
Coding region: 26-916 (296 amino acids)
Molecular function (GO): metal ion binding
Source: RefSeq, a predicted model, not a curated record